GACUAUAGGUUCACAACAGCAUAUCUAUUUCCCCAUCAUGGCCAUUUGCAUCUCAGCUACAGCAAACCGGCCUUGUCUUGUCUUCUGUUGUCUUUCACAAGAGGAACAUGGUUCCAAUGGAGGCAAUGAGUGGGUUCCAGAAUGUUCUAGAACCCAGCCAAGACAAUGGAUGGAUCAUUCACUGUUUCGCCCACACCAUGGCUGAAGAUGUAGUACACUCAGCUACAUAUUACGUGUCCUCAUCCAUCUGUCUUCCAGUUAGGGAGAGAUCGGCUGAGAAGCUAGCCUCUCUGGCCAUCAUAGCUGCCUUUAAGGAAGCAGUUGGAAGUGAGAGCUUUUGGUCCAACAUACCCUCUUCAUUCAGCACAAGAUCUUUGUCCUAUUCCAAUGCCAGCUCACCCUCAGAUAGAAGGAAGACGGUUCUACACAGUACAAGACAAAGGGAGGUUCAUAUGGAUACAGAGAUGAGUGGGAAUGGUGAGACACAUCAAUUCAACGGGACCAUCAAGUACCAUUCCUCUGGACCCUCCAGCUCCACUCUCCGCCCCUCCAAGGACACCCACUCCUCCGGCGAGGUCAGUUAUGAAGAGCGAGGACUCCACGGAAGGAGUGCCAAGCUGAUGACGUACGCAGAGGCGAUCUCUGAUGACAUCAUCACAUGGCUGAACAAUAACAUAACAAAUAUUGACGAUCUCUGUCUGUUAUCUGAUCAACUGUCUGAUAAAAUCAUCACGUCGUUAUUAACUGAGGUGAGGUUGAGGGGGUAUGCUGGAAGGCUGGUCUCGGAUGUAUUCUCCCUGGGUUGGAGAGAGCUAAAGAUAGCCUCAGUCCAGGACACCCUGGUUCUACAUCCAACCACCAACUAUGCUGGAAGGCUGGUCUCCGGUGCACUCUCUCUGGCUAGAGCGGAGCUGAAGAGGGCCUCUCUCCAUGACUCCCUGGUUCUCCAACAGGAGCAGAAGGGGAGAGGGGAACCAAGUCCAAUGGACAAACGUUGACCUAACCACCCCACUGUAUCCAUAUCCCUGUCUAACCACUCCCAGCCAGUCAUCCAGCAUCCAGCUUGGUUCACCCAAACCCUAUGAGUUGAAUUCAGAUCGGACCCCCAACAUGACAGCACACUCUUCAUCCCACUCUUCAUCCCAGUCACUCCGCUGCUGAGUGCUUGGCCUAAGCUGUGGUGAGGUGUUGUGGCAUAAGCGACAGGGCCCCUGGCCACUAGGUGGCCCCGACCCAUUUUCUGUAUGUUAAAACUGCAAAAAUGUCUCUUCACCUCAUGGCAAAAUGUGUAGAAUUGUAGAACACCUUCUUUAAAACUGCAAAAUGUCCUCUACUCCCCAUGGCCGAAUGUGUAGAAUUUCAGGAAAUUCACUUUAAAACUUAAAAUGUUCUCUCCGCCGUCAAGAGAGGGGGCCACAAAAAUGUUUUGCCCAUAAGGCCCACAAACAAAUCUAGCUUAGGGCCCCCAAAAGGCAGCAGUGUAUGUAGUUCAGUGGCCAUAUGUACUCUUUAUCUCCAGUACAUCACUGGGGCUGAGCUCCUUGCCAUUCACAACCUCUAUAUCAGGCGGUGUGAAAGGAAGGCCAGGAUAAUGGUUAGACUCCAGCCAUCCAAGCCAUAGACUGUUCUCUCUGCUUACGUUCUGUUUUACUUUACAGUACUACUCAUAUUGAUUACUGGUAAAGAGUUUCAAUAAAGGCAUUUCAAUGUACUUGUACACAUGACAAUAGAAACUAGAAAUAUUUUCCACUCUAGGUUUCUUCCUAGGUUCCUGCCUUUCUAGGGAGUUUUUUCCUGGCCACCGUGCUUCUACAUC
Molecule: messenger RNA, 1816 nt
Organism: Salvelinus namaycush (lake trout)
Lineage: Eukaryota; Metazoa; Chordata; Actinopteri; Salmoniformes; Salmonidae
Exons: 2
Coding region: 108-998 (296 amino acids)
Source: RefSeq, a predicted model, not a curated record